GAGGGCGAUAGGAGGCAGAGGCGUUCAGUGUCGGGCGGGCGCCGUGCAGAGUGGGUGCAGUGGUGGGGGGUUCCGCGGUCCCCUCGAGACGCCCGUCUGGCGAAUCUCCUGCAAAGGGGGGUGUCUGUGCAGCCGGACCAUGGCCGCCUUCGCUCUUAAGGCUGCGAACAGCGGCGUCUGGAAAGGCAGUGGAGCCAGCAACCUGCAACUGGUGGUCGCCGCUUCCAGCCACAGCCGUUGUUCUCAAGCCAGCCAUGGUGGUGGAGGCAGCGGCGCCGUGGAGGGGGGCAGCAGGCCCGUGGGCUGCGGCCAGCAAAAGGCACACCACCACCACCACCAUGCUGCGGGGCAUCCACAGCCCCCUUCUGGAAGCAGCGGAGCCAAGAAAUCGGCGGCACCUGGUCACGCCGCUACCACUACGGCUGCUGCUCCCCCGGUCGAGGGCAUCGACACCAAGUCCUACCUGUGGACUAGAUACCACGAAAUGAAAAAGCUGGUUUACGAUCUUCUCCCACCAGGUGUUUGCAAUCUUCUUAACCCAGCAGCUAUCUAUGCAAAUAAUGAGAUCAGCCUGGGAGAUGUGGAGAUCUAUGGCUUUGAUUAUGACUACACAUUAGCCCAAUAUUCUAAUCUGUUGCAUUCAAUGAUAUUCAACACUGCCAGAGACAUCCUGAUAGAACAGUUUAAGUACCCAGAAGGACUCAGGAAAUAUGAAUUUAUUCCUGGAUUUGCCAUAAGGGGGCUUCACUAUGAUGUGCAAAAGAGCCUUUUGAUGAAGAUUGAUGCUUUCCACUAUGUUCAGCUGGGUACUGCAUAUCAAGGGCUGAAACCAGUACCAGAUGAAGAGGUUAUUGAGAUGUAUGGUGGAACCCAGCACAUUCCAUUAUACCAAAUGAGUGAUUUCUAUGGCAAGGUACAGGGUCCAUCAAUUAAACAAUUUAUGGACAUAUUCUCUCUUCCUGAAAUGACUCUGCUUUCUUCAGUGACUGAUUAUUUCAUGGCUCAGAAUAUUGAAUAUGACCAAGUUCAUCUUUACAAGGAUAUAAGUGAUGCCAUUAAAGAUGUCCAUGUGAAAGGAAUGAUGUACAAAUGGAUUGAAAAGGACAUGGAAAAAUAUAUUCUUCAUGGAGACGAAACCUAUACUGUCCUAAAUCGUUUGGUUAGCCACAAUAAAAAACUUUUCCUUAUCACGAAUAGUCCCUUCAGUUUUGUUGAUAAGGGAAUGAACCACAUGGUUGGCAAGGAUUGGAGAGACCUCUUUGAUAUGGUCAUAGUGCAAGCAGAGAAGCCCAGCUUCUUCACUGAUAAACGCAAACCGUUCAGAAAAAUGGAUGAAAGAGGUUCACUUCAAUGGGAUAAGAUAAGCAAACUGGAAAAAGGGAAAAUCUACAAACAGGGUAAUCUGUUUGACUUUCUGCGGCUAACAGGCUGGCGUGGGUCCAAAGUCCUUUAUUUUGGUGACCAUUUGUACAGUGACCUUGCAGAUCUUAUGCUACUCCAUGGUUGGAGGACAGGAGCCAUUGUUCCAGAACUGGAAACAGAAAUCCGUAUCAUUAAUACAGAGCAAUAUAUGCAUUCUUUGACUUGGCAACAGGCACUUACAGGACUUCUGGAGAGGAUGCAGAUGUAUCAAGAUGCUGAAUCAAAACAAGUACUGCUAGAGUGGAUGAAAGAACGACAGGAAAUUAGAUCCCUUACAAAAAACCUGUUUAAUCCCCAGUUUGGGAGCAUUUUUCGAACUUUCCACAACCCAACCUACUUUUCUCGGAGACUGAUUCGUUUUUCUGAUAUCUACAUGGCAUCUAUUAGCUGCCUGCUGAACUAUGAUGUGAACUUCACUUUUUACCCUCGGCGAACCCCUCUGCAGCAUGAAGCUCCCCUCUGGAUGGACCAGCUCUGCACUGGCUGCAUGAAGACCCCGUUCUUAGAGGAAAUGCUGCAUAUCCGAUGAAAGAAAGCAGGAAAUGCAGGUUAAAAACACCACUGUGGCAAUAGAUGUAUGAGGGGUUUUGACUGCUCUGCCACAAAUUGCUACUCAGUUACUGUCUGGCCAUUUCUGCACUUUGCCACUCAGCACUUCCUAAGAGAAGACAGCUGGAAUGGCUUGAACUAGAGUAGAAAAAUUGACUUAUAAAAAUGUUUUACUGUUAAACCAAGUAACCAAGACUGGAAAAGGAAGGUUUUCUGAAAAGUUAAAUUUUGUGUCUUCACCAAGUAAAUUUGCCCAAGAUGUUCAAAUCAGGGUCAUGGGCUUAAAUACAAGUCAUUGGUAUUUUCAACAUCUAUACAUGCUACACAGCUCUGUUUGGCUUUAUCUGCACAAAAGUGUUGUACCUAGAAGUUCAUUAGCUGUGAUAAUACUGGCAGUCUGGAAUGUUUGUUCAUCUUUCAGUAGGAACACCUGUAGUCCUAAGACCUGAGUCCUGACCUGUUGUUCAGUAACUUGUAUCACUUUUGCCUUAUUGCCGAUACACAGUGCAUUAGAAUUGUGAAGAGAGCUAAAAUAAUUAUCUUUUAUUUAAAAGACUUGAUGUAAAUACAAAGAUAAAUUUGAAGGUACCAGUGUAUUUAAAAGAACAGUUGAGCAUGGUACAUGAAACAAUAAAGGUCAAAGACAAUAACCAACACAGAUCUUA
Sphaerodactylus townsendi is the source of this 2636-nucleotide messenger RNA. It is a transcript of the gene NT5DC2, whose product is annotated as 5'-nucleotidase domain containing 2. The transcript has 14 exons. Gene Ontology annotation, molecular function: 5'-nucleotidase activity. Lineage: Eukaryota; Metazoa; Chordata; Lepidosauria; Squamata; Sphaerodactylidae. The record is from RefSeq and is a predicted model, not a curated record. Bases 140 to 1951 code for a protein of 603 amino acids.